This is a messenger RNA of Phoenix dactylifera (date palm), 8717 nucleotides long. NCBI's taxonomy places the organism in Eukaryota, Viridiplantae, Streptophyta, Magnoliopsida, Arecales, Arecaceae. The record is from RefSeq and is a predicted model, not a curated record.
GGAAAAGGGCCUCGCACGCACACACGUUAAUGCACUCCAUUAUUUUAUAUACUUCCUCUCGUCCGAAAAAGAAGAGUCAAACGCCCUCGUUCGUUUUCUUAAUUAUUCCCCUAUUCUAGGGUUCGCGAGAUUCCACGGCUCGCGAAACUCUAGUUCUCUGACCCUUAAGAGGAGGGUGUGGAACCCUAGCUCGUCAAGGAAUCGGGUGAGCUUCCUCGGUUUGCCUCUUCUUUUUCAGUUUCAGGGCUUUGGCAAGAUUCGAUCUUGGGGGUUGUUCCGGGGCGGAUUUGGGAUCUGAAUGUCGGAGUCCGGUUUUUGGUUCUGGGUUUGGAGGAAAUGGAGUCGUCUCUUUAUGCAAAGCUAGGGUUUUUGUGGGUUGGGUUGGUGGAUUGUUUGUUCUCGUGGUUUCUUUGUUUGGAAGUAUUCUUGUAGAGGCAGGUUUUAGUGGGUAGGAAUUGUUCUAGCACUGGAAAGUGUUUUAGUUUGAACUGCGCUUUGAAUGAUUGACUGGGAUUCUUCUUUCGUUCUGCUAGAAAGAUGGCGAGAUCGUGAGCUUGAGCCUGUUUGCUUGCUGUUAUGCUCUGUUUAUCAAUUUUUGAUGCUCUGGAACUUAAGUUUCUGGUAGAAUGAUCUUUUUACUAAACACCGUUGCCAUAUGUUGCUAGUCAAUUUAUGUUACUUAAUUGAUCUGUUGUAAUAAUGCAGUGAUUUGUGAAAAGCUUGCAUUUCUUUUUUUUUUUUGGGGAUCAAGGGGAUAGUUUUAGAAGGGGCUGCAACUAUUCUGUCGGGGAUCCAACUGGGCAGUCAGACGUGUUGCUAGUUUGGUGAACUUGCAGUUGAUCGGUGAUGGCUAGAUACUUUUGCAAUAUAGUUUGUUGCUCCACGUCUUCCGUUAUCUUUUGGUGGGAAAGACAUUAGUUCAAAUUGUGAUAUGGUGAUUGGGUUGGCCAUUGCACAAGCGACCCUAGAGAGGUGGCAUUUGUUGGGGUGAUUUGAGCUGCCUCGCAGGGCUGUUCAUAGGGGUUCCGGCAUUGGAAUAUUCAUUAUUUAAUUGAAGUAACUUGUGAGCGUCAUCUAUAUAUUCUCCAUUGGCAUUGACUCAACUCAUGCACCUGCCUGGACAGUCACUGAAGACCUCGAUUGUUACUAAGAGUGUACAAGACCAACUCCUGCUCUGUUAUCUUAUACCAAGGCUUGAUUCCAAUGAUUCAUGGUCAGAUAUAACUCUGUUUUAUGGUGGACUGUAAUAUAUACUGUCCAGAUCAGCUCUGAUAUUGGAAGCAGUAUGCCAGUAAUCGUGGGAAGAGAUGCAAAGAUAUUCUGCUGCCAGUUGUGGUGGUGGAGUUAAUAACAGUGCCAUUAGUGGAGCAUCUUCUAGGGAAAAUGCUAGGGCUGAGUCAACCUUGUCCACUUCGAACUUUACCUUGAAUACAAGGCGACAACCACAACUAUCCUCUUAUAAGCUAAAGUGUGAUAAAGAACCACUCAAUUGCCGACUUGGGCCACCAGACUUCUAUCCCCAAACCCAUAACUGUCCUGAAGAGACAUUAACAAGAGAAUAUCUACAAUUUGGAUAUAAAGAGACUGUUGAAGGAAUCGAGGGCAAUAAUCAACUAAAUAUCACAAUAUGCCAGGAAGACUAUAUGCCAACUAUUACAACCUGCUGGUGGGGUUGCAUGCCAACUAUUACAACCUGCUGGUGGAGCCGUAUGCUAACUAUUACAACUUGUUGCCAGGGCCAAAUGCCAACUAUUAUAACCUUGGAAGCUAGAGAGAUUGCAUUGGCUCAGAUUCCAAAUUUUUUAAAACCUGAGUUGAUCGUAAAAUACAAAGAGGCAAUACGAAAACGGCUCAGAGCUAUCAAUGAAUCUCGUGCACAAAAGAGAAAGGCUGGCCAGGUUUAUGGAGUGCCUCUUUCUGGAUCUCUAUUGAAACCUGGUGUUUUCCCGGAGCAAAGGUCUUGUAGCGAAGACUUCCGCAGGAAAUGGAUUGAGGCUCUAUCACAACAUCAUAAACGAUUGCGUUCCUUGGCUGAACAUGUUCCUCAUGGUUACAGACGUAAAUCUCUCUUUGAAGUCCUUAUUCACCAUAGUGUGCCAUUUUUAAGAGCAACGUGGUUUAUCAAAGUUACUUAUCUUAAUCAGGUUCGGCCUACCUCCACGAAUGUUUCUUCUGCAGCUCCAGAUAAGACACCAUUAUCUUGCACUGAUUUAUGGACCAAGGAUGUUAUUGGAUACUUGCAACAGCUCUUGAAUGAUUUUUUCUCUAAAGAUGGCGGUUCUUUUUCAUCUUUACCUGGUAGGGAUCAAUCAUCACAGGGUCUUAUUGCUGGACCUGGACCAGCACAAUGCAAAAGUGACUCUGUCCCAGCUACUCCUGAUAAUGAGGAACCUUCCCUGCACUUUAAAUGGUGGUAUACGGUGCAGCUUCUUCGAUGGCAUUGUUCAGAAGGAUUGCUGCUUCCUUCUCUUAUCAUUGAGUGGGUCCUUGAUCAACUUCAGGAGAAGGAUUCACCUGAAGCUUUAGAGUUGCUUUUGCCUGUCGUGUUUGAUUUAAUAGAGAGCAUUGUGAUGUCACAAACCUAUGUGCGGAUGCUUGUGGACAUAGCUGUCCGGGCCAUCAAUGGUCUUUCUUCCAGUGACUUGAGUUCGGUAGAUAAUUUAAAAAAGCAAUCGCUUAAUUCUGCACUGGUUCGUAUCCUGCAGUACAUGAUUCUUUCUGUGCCUGAUACUUUUGUUGCUUUGGAUUGCUUCCCUCUACCAUCCUGUGUGGUACCUGAUUUAAAUUGUGGAAAUUCUGCACCAAAAGUACCUGAGGGUGUAGAGAGUGUUCGCUUUGACAUGCAAGAUACUUAUCUUCAGUAUUUGUCCUGUGGCUAUACUGUUUCAUCUAUUCAGAAACGCGCAUCUAAGCUUGCCAAAAUCGUAAACCCUAGUUUUCAAGGUCAUGGUGCAGCUAAAGUUGUGAAAGCUUUGGAUAGAGCUUUGAUGACAGGCGAUCUGAAGUUUACUUAUAACUCUCUCUUUGAAGAUUUGUCUGAUAUGGCUAUUGAAGAACAAUGGGUUGCUGAAGUCAGUCCAUGUUUACGGUCUUCUUUGAAGUGGAUUGGAACUGUUGGUUUGCCUCUUAUUUGCUCUGUAUUUUUUCUAUGUGAAUGGGCGACAUGUGAUUAUAGAGAUUGCCGUACUGUCUUCCCACAGAGUCACAAAUUUACAGGCGGAAAAGAUUUUUCACAAGUGUAUAUUGCACUCUUGCUUUUGAAGCUUAAACUUGAAGACAUGCGUAUCUCAUCCCAGUCUAAGAGUGGCAGUACAUUGUUAUCUAGUAGCAGUGGAAAAGCAACUUCUGUUCAUGACACUUCAUUAGGUGGAACAUUGGUGGAAAACGUUUCGGCUGUAAAUAAUAUGAUGUUCUCUGGCAGCAGAAAGCAUAAAAUUGAUAUCUUUCAAAGUCCUGGUCCAUUGCAUGACAUUAUUGUGUGUUGGCUAGAUCAGCAUGAAGUUGGGAAUGCUGGAGGUUUCAAACAUGUUGAAGUUUUCAUUAUGGAACUCAUUCGUAAUGGCAUCUUCUAUCCUCCAGCUUAUGUAAGGCAGCUAAUUGUUAGUGGAAUCAUGGAUAGGAAUGUGACUGCUGUGGAUUUGGAAAGACGAAGAAGACAUCAAAAAAUUCUGAAGCAGCUGCCAGGGUCCUGUUUGGUUGAUGUUCUAGCAGAAGCAAAAAUUGUGGAAGCUCCACUGUUAUAUGAGAUUGUGUGUGUUUACUCAAAUGAGCGUCAACUUAUGCUCCGUGGACUUCUGAGUGAUGAAUUCAAUGACAUGGGCACCAAAGGUGACAGUUAUCAGAGGUUUGCUCUACAAAAAAAUAAGGAUCAUUCUGCUUCUGUAAGAGAAGGUAAGCAUGUCAAAACAAAAGAUGAAGCUGCUGAGCUGAAGAUUUUGAUUUCAACUCUUUUGCAGUUUCCUUAUUCAAUGCAAGUUGAAACACACCCUGAAGAAUCUCAGAGGAUCUUCAAGAGACGUUUAGGUUUGUUUGACAUAAAAGUUCAUUUGACAGAAGUGAUAUCUGGCUGCAAGGAAUGUAGGCAUGCAAAGAGGCAAAAGUUAGGUAUUGAAAGGAGCUCUUCUUGUCAAGGAUUUUCUUCUAACCAGUCAGAUGAUGAAGAUACUUGGUGGGUGAGGCAGGGAAUUAAAUCCCGGGAGUCAUUCAAGGUGGAGAUGCCUCUUAAAUCAACUAAACUUCCCUCAAGGGGUAGGCAAAAAACUGUGCGUAAAACACAAAGUCUAGCACAGCUGGCAGCUGCUAGGAUUGAAAACAGCCAAGGGGCAUCUACUAGUCAUGCAUGUGAUAAUAAAGAGAGCCGUACUCACCACAAAUCUGUCAGUGAAGGUGAAGUUCCUAAAGAUGUUGACUGGAUGAAAACAACACAUCUCAGCAAUAUUAGGAAGGCCAUAAAGCGGCUUAGGUGGCUUGAGAGGAGAUCCAUAUCGAUUUGGUUGUUAAAAACAAUCAGGCAACUUGUUGAAGAAAAUGAAAAAGCUACUUCCAAUGCGAGUAAUUGUACUGGGAUCUUUUCUGUAUUGACUGAUGAUAGAAAUGUUGUUCGAUGGAGGAUUGGUGAAGAUGAGCUAUUGUCCAUCCUAUGUAUAUUGGAUGUAGCUUCUGACCUGCUUUCAGUAGUAAAGUUCCUGCUAUGGUUGUUACGGAAGACUUUUGGCAGACCAAGCAUUGCUGUUCAUGUUGGGAGAAGUAUUAUGUUACCACAAAAUAGAGAAAACCAAGUCUGCCAAGUUGGGGAGGCAUUUCUUUUAUCAUCCCUGCAAAGGUAUGAAAAUAUACUUCUAGUGACAGGUCUUUUACCUGAAGUGCUAACUACUUUAAUGCAACGAACUGUUGCCUUGGUGACGUCCAAUGGAAGGUCUUUUAGAGCAGCAUCUUUUGCUUAUGCUCGAAAUUUACUGAAGAAAUAUAAAGAUGUGGCUAGCGUGACAAAAUGGGAAAAAACUUUUAGAGCUACAUGUGAUCAGAGGCUUUUUGCAGAACUUGAUGCUGGCCGAUCACUUGAUGGUGAUCUAUUGUUUUCUUCUGGAGUCCCUGCAGGUGUUGAAGACAUGGAUGGGCACCUCCGUCAAAAGAUAACUGGGAGAUUGCCAAGGACUAGCCCCAACCUGAAGGAGAUGGUGCAACGACAUGUUGAUGAAGUUGUGCACUGUUUUUAUGGAAAAGAAAGAAAACCUUUUCCAGUCAGUAAUCCUAAAGGUCCAACAUUAGAAAAUUGGGAAGACAGUAACAAAAUAGCGCAAGAUAUUGUUUUAGGUUUAUUAGACUGUAUUAGGCAAAAUGGCGAGGCAACUCUAGAAGGAGAUUCCUCUAUAGUGGCUUCUGCUGUUUCUGCGAUUGUUGGUAAUGUGGGGCCUGUUAUAUCAAAACUGCCAGAUUUUACAAGUGGUAGUUACCAAAGUUUUUCAUCUACAACACAUUCAUUGAAUUGCGUACGACAAAUCUUGCACAUUCACAUAACCUCCCUCUGCUUGCUUAAAGAAGCUCUUGGAGAACGUCUGAGCUGCAUAUUUGAUAUAUCUUUGGCUGCUGAAGCUUCUUCAGCUAUUUCUGGAGUUUUUGCUCCUGGGAAGACUCAUCGAAGUCAGUUUCAAACAUCUCCUGAAACUCAUGAUAUAUAUUCAAGUCAUUCAAAUGAAAACAUGAAGAACUCUGCAAAACUAUUUGUAAGGGCUGCAAAAGCUGCAGCUGCCGUGUCUGCACUUGUUGUGGGGGCCAUUGUUCAUGGUGCUACUAGCCUGGAGAGGAUGGUAACUGCCUUCAAAUUAAAAGAGGGCUUGGAUGUUCUGCAGUUUAUUAAGAGUGCAAGAUCCAGUUCAAAUGGGAUGUCCUGUUCCAUUGGCAGUUUAAAGCUGGAUCAUUGCAUUGAAGUAUAUGUACAUUGGUUUCGGCUCCUUGUUGGGAACUGCCGAACUGUUUCUGAUGGACUAGUUGCAGAAAUCCUCGGUGAAUCAUAUAUAUUAGCUCUUUCAAGGAUGCAGCGCAUGCUUCCACUUAAUUUGGUUUUACCUCCUGCUUACUCGAUCUUUGCAAUGGUCAUUUGGAGGCCAUAUAUUCUCAACAUCAAUAUUGCGACUCGUGAAGACAUCCAACUAUACCAUUAUUUAUCAGUGGCAAUUAGUGAUGCUAUAAGGCAUCAGCCAUUUCGAGAUCUAUGUUUUCGAAAUACUCAUGUACUUUAUGAUCUUGUAGCUACUGAUGUUGGCGAUUCUGAAUUUGCUGCAAUGCUUGAACUGCAUAAUCCGGAUAAACAUUUGAAAACAAUGACAUUUGUUCCUCUUCGGGCAAGGCUGUUUCUAAAUGCUCUCAUUGAUUGCAAAAUGCCAGCAUUUACAAUUAUACAGGGAGAUGGGUCGUGGAUUUCGGGGCCUAAUGAACAAAGAGCCUUUACUGAAAAUGAGGCAAAGCUUCAGGAUCAGCUUGUGCAUGUUUUAGAUAAUUUGCAGGCUGCAAAGUUUCAUUGGCAAUGGGUUGAAUUGAGGCUUCUUUUGAAUGAGCAAGCUCUUAAUGAAAAAAUUGAGACUCAGAACUUGUCCUUGGUAGAGGCAAUUCGAUCCCUAUCUCCUAAUUCUGGAAAUAGCAUACUUUCUGAAAAUGAAAAGAAAUUUACUGAAAUUAUUCUUACAAGGACGCUAGUUAGGCCUGAUGCAGCACCUCUUUACUCAGAACUUGUCCAUCUGCUUGGAAAAUUGCAACAGGAGUCACUUGUGGUGGACAUAAAAUGGCUUUUAGGUGGUCAAGAUGUCCUUCUGGGACGGAAAUCCAUCAGGCAGCAACUUAUACAUGUUGCUCAGCGAAAUGGUCUUUCAACAAAACCCCAGUUCUGGAAACCAUGGGGUUGGUCAUGUUCCAUAACUGAUGAUGUAGCUAACAGAGGUGAUAAGAGAAAGUUGGAAGCCAUUUCUAUUGAAGAAGGGGAACUUGUGGAUGAAUGCGUUGAUGUUAAAAGAUCUGGCAAAAUGAACUUUCACAGUAUUGAUGCUGAAGGCUUCAGUUCUACCCAGCAGUAUAUAACUGAGAAAGCUCUUGCAGAAUUAACACUUCCAUGUAUAGACAGGAGUUCCAGUGAUAUACGGAAUUUAUUUGCAGCUGAGUUGAUAAAGCAGAUGGGUUCUAUUGAUCAACAAAUUAAUGCAAUAACUCGUGGUGGUAAUAAGCAGGCUAGUGCGCUGUCUUCUGGAACUGAAGGUUCAUCAAGCAAAGGUAGCACCUGCAAAGGUAUGCGUGGUGGAAGCCCUGUAUUGGGCAGGCGAUCAACUGGAGUUAGUGAUUCUACGCCAUUGUGUUCCACAGCAUUGAAAGCAUCCUUGUGGUUGCGCUUGCAAUUUCUUUUGAGAUUGCUUCCCAUCAUUUACAGUGAUAGGGAACCAUCUGCACGGAACAUGAGGCAAAUGCUUGCAUCUAUCAUACUUCGAUUACUUGGAACAAGAGUUGUGCAUGAGGAUGCAGACCUAUCCCUUUCUGCCAUGCAUGUAGGUUCUUUACAAAGGGAUGAAGAGUCACUUGUGGAAGCUUCUGUUGCUGCCUCAUUGGAGUAUUCUGGUGAUAGCCUAUUUGAAAGGCUUUUGUGUGUCCUGCACGGUUUGCUCAGCAACUGCAAGCCAAGUUGGCUGAAGCCCAAGCCUACCUCCAAGUCAUCUGUUAAAUCUCCUCGGGAUUUUUCUGCAUUUGAUCGUGAGGCAGCAGAGAGCUUGCAGGCUGACUUGGACCGCAUGGAAUUGCCAGCAGCAGUUCGGCGGCGUAUCCAAGCUGCAAUGCCAAUUCUCCCUCCGUUACUUCCUUUUUCCAGCCCAUUGUCUUCAGUGGCGCAUGCGUCACUUCAGCCCAAUUCAUCCACUCCAGGCACCCACCAAAGAACGCAUCCUACUGCCCGGACUUCUACUAACGUAUCUGGUAGAAACAAGACAGUGCCAUCCCAGGAUCUGGACAUGGAAAUAGACCCAUGGACGCUUCUGGAAGAUGGUACAGGCUCUGCCUCUACCUCAGGUGGUAACAGCAGCAUGGUUGGUGUUGGCGGGGAUCAUUCCAAUCUCAAGGCUUGCAGCUGGCUCAAGGGGGCUGUGAGAGUGAGAAGAUCGGACCUUACAUAUAUUGGAGCCUUGGACGAAGAUAGCUGACCCUUUUUCUUGUACAAUUAUUUGGCGAUGGAAGUCUGGCUGCAAUCUUACAGGCUCAUGUGGUUGGCUUUCAGAUCAAUGACAAAUGGGCUCUGUUCUCUCUUGCCGGCAUAGGCAGAAGAUGUAAUCUUUGGGAGAAUGUUGGAGGGGGUUUUGUAUUGAAAACCACCGGCCAUGCCCUGUGGGCAAUUGGCUUGUCCGACCAGGUAAACUAAAAACUUCAAAGGCCCCCAUUUUGCUGCCACGCCCGCACUGAGGCUGUUGUAUAUAUAAGCAAUAUUUAUUUAUUCUUCAAUCGAUCAUAGUAUAAUGCCGUUGACCAAUGACCUGUAGCUCUUUAUAUCCCAAACUCAAAUCUUUUUUAUCACACUGUACUUCCAAAGAAAAGGUGGCCUGUGCCUUUGUGGGAAGGAUAUAUUGCAUUAUCAUUAAAGGAAGUGGAAAAUUAUUGAUGAAUCAUGGAUUGAUAUAAAUGUGGUGUGCAGAAUGUGUUGCCAUAUUUAUCCUUAAUGCAGAUGUUUUGUGCCUUAGUGGCCUGUUCAA